CUCCUCCUCCUCCUCCUCGCCGCUCCCUCCCUCCGCCCGCCCCGCCCGCAGCAAGGCGGCGGCGGCGGCGGCAGCGGAGCGCGGUCGGAGCGGCGCCCAGAGCCGGCCCGGCCGGGCCGCGCCGCCGCCACCACGGGAAGCGCCCGGGAGUUUUCCACGCUCCGAGGCUGUCCCUGUGCAUCCCCCGAGGAGCCGGCGGGGCCCAGCCUUUCCCGGGGGAACAUGGACUGAAAGAGGAGCUUUGGCAGACCCCAGCUGCCAGCACCCUUCACCUGGACCCUGAUGGACUCUGAGGCAGGACUGCAUUACCAUGGUGAUGAUCUUAACCAAAACUCGGGAAAACAAAGGUGCUGACUCCGUAACAUGCAGGACUGAGCUGCACACUCCAAAGAUGAGUCAAGGACCUACCCUCUUCUCUUGUGGCGUGAUGGAAAAUGACAGAUGGAGAGAUCUCAGCAGGAAGUGUCCACUUCAGCUCGAGCAGCCGGGCGCCAGCAUCUGGGACUGCUUGUCGGACAAGGGCGAGGAGGGCCCUCGCUGGCCCAGGGAGGGGACCAGCACCUGCUCCGUCACCAACCUGAUCAAGGACCUGAGCCUCAGCGACCCCCACGGCAACGCCUCGGCCCCCCCCAGCAAGCGCCAGUGCCGCUCGCUCUCCUUUUCCGACGAGAUGUCGGGCUGCGGGACCUCGUGGAGACCCCUGGGCUCGAAGGUGUGGACGCCGGUGGAGAAGCGCCGGUGCUACAGCGGGGGCAGCGUGCAGCGCUACUCCAACGGCUUCGCCACCAUGCAGAGGAGCUCCAGCUUCAGCCUGCCCUCGCGGUCCAACCCGCUCUGCGCCGAGCAUCCCGCCCUCGGCGGCCGCAUGGGAUGCCAGCCCAGGAAAACGGCUGCUGGCGGGCACGGGGGAGAGCGGGUGGACAUCCAGAGGUCCCUGUCCUGCUCGCACGACCGCUUCUCCUGCUCGGAGUACGGCCCGCCCUCGGCCAGCAGCACACCCGCCUCCACGCCGGAGCUGGGCCGUCGUGCCGGGGGGCUCUCCCGGAGCCGCUCCCAGCCCUGCGUCCUCAACGACAAAAAGGUGGGAGUCAAGCGGCGGAGACCGGAGGAGGUCCAGGAGCAACGGCCCUCGCUGGACCUCGCCAAGAUGACCCAGAACCGCCAGACUUUCAACAGCCUUACCUGCCUUAGCGCCGCGGCCGAGGACGGCUCCCAGCGGGCCCCCGGCCCCCCGCCCUGGAGCGCAGCCCCCCGCUCCCCCGAGGUGAUGCCGGGCAGGACCCCCGCCUGCACCCCGGUGCCGGAGCCGCCGCGCCCGCAGCCCGAGGACCCCCGGGCGAGCAGGGAUGACCUCUCCUGCGAGGAGGAGGAGGAGGGCGGCGGGAAGGAGGAGGACAGGGUGACCUGGCGGAGCAGCGGGACAGGCGCCGAGAGCCUCUUCCAGCUGGACGGCGAGAUCGACAUCGAGCAGAUCGAGAACAACUGAGGAGGGAGCGGGUCCUCUCGCCCCGGUGCCGGGGGGCUGCCAGCAGAGCCCUGGAGGGCUCCUCGCUGUGGUUUGCGGGGUCCUGUCACUGCUCCCCCUCCUGCCAGCUGGAGGGGACAAAGCAGCUUUGCCAAAAUUUCAUCAGGUAUUUAGAGCAAUUUGUGUGCAUGCGUGUGUAAAUCUUGAAAUUCUUUGUAACUACUGUAGCCAGAGAUCAGCCAAGUCGGAGGAAAGUGCCUGUCCGAUAGGAAAACCAGGCACAGGGAUUGCCAAAAUCUCGCCAUUAGCGAGUAAAUGGCUUUUCCCAGGACAGGGUUGGAGCUGAUGGAGCUGGCCAUGCUCCCCUGGGUCCCACCUGUGCUAGUUGAGAAAAGGGAUGCACAAGGAGAAACCACCACCCCUGGGGCUGGAAAAAGUGGGGGGAAACCAGAGUAUUGAGAUUUGCAAUCCGAGCACUGGCUGGUGGCUACUGCCGGUGUGGCUGUGGCUCCUUUUCUCCCGCCACAUCCCAUGCAGCCCCAGCACCCCCUCUCUCCCCGUGUCCCUGGCAGUGCCGUGAGAAGGAAAUCACAAGUGAAGUCUUUUGCUUAAAUUUAAUAAUGGCAAGAGCUGGAUUUUUACUGGGGUUUUUUUUUAAUAUUUUUUUUUUUUAGUUUUCCUGAUGAGGAAUUAAAGGGACCCCAUGCAGGGUGGUGUCCACAGCAGUGCCUGCCAGGUGCUGCCCGGGGAUGCUCAAAUGCCUUUCUUCCCUAUUUUUUUAAUUCUCAGCCCUCUCUCUCAACCCUGUUGGGAGACAGCCCCACUCAGGCUUGGUGCCACCCUCGCUUGGGUUCCCAUCACCCUGUUGGGACUGGGCUGUUUACCCAUUUAUCAGCAGCUGUGCCCUCUUUGCUACCCAGGGCACGGCUGCCACCCUCUUUUUUUGGCUUUACUGUGAAGGGCUGUGUGCCCAAGGCAUGUCACAGCGGGGUUACUUGACAAAGUCAGCUGGCAAAAGGCUGAAAAUCCAGGUAGCAGCACUGAAAGCUUUUCCUCUUCCUGUGCCUUUUUUUAAGCACAGAUAAAAUGGUGACCAUUCUGUUUUUUACAAUAUGAAUUCUCUUUGCUAAAAAUAAGCUGUCCACUUGCUAACAGGUUUAGAAGGACAUAUAUUUUUUUUUCUCCCUUUGUUUUUUCUUUCGUUUGUUUGUUUAAAGCUCUAGGGAGUCUGUACGGGUGGCUUACAGCAUCCUCUGCAGGUUCCUUCAAGCUCAGGGUUCACUUCCCGAGCUUUGCAAAAGCGAGAAAGGAAAAUAAUCAUGGAUACCAACAGCGAUUGAAGACAUGGCAUUUUUAGUGGGGUUCAGCACCCCCGUUGGUAGUGCUUUGAGGGUCCAUAACUCAGAAAGACUGAGAGCUGCUGGUACAGGUUUCAUUCACCAUUUCUGGUUGUUAGUGCACUUUUUUCUGCAGUGGUUUGGGAUACGUGUGGCAUCUCUCACCACAGUGGAACCCAUUAGCUGUUAUCCCUGUCCUGGCACCCCAGAAGUUUUGCUCCCUCCAGGAAAGCAGGACCAGCCCCAGGUAUUUGAGGAGGGGAUGACAGGGAUGCCUUUUCAUUUUGGGGAACCCUCCAGCUCUUUUAAGUGUUGCUUGAUGCAUCACUUAGAAGAAAAUACACCGUGGGUUAAUUUUUAGCCCUCCUGUUGUGGAAGACGCUGCUGGUCUCAGUCAUUUUGGGAGGGUCCAGCCAUGCUAGUUUUUUCCCAGGUUGCUGCCCCUCUGUCUGUGCCCCUGCAGGGUCACCCCCACAGCACAGUUCUUGGCUUUGAGUCUUCCUGAUGCUCCAUCCAUCCUUCCCACCACUGACACGUCCCAGUCCUGGGGCACACAGCUCCUGCUGGCCACAGGCACCUCCUCAGCUGGCCGAAAAGGGGCAAAGUCACCCAAAUCCGUGUCCGGCUGCUGUCGCAGAGCCCCGGGUGGGCUCUUGCAUGUGCAUCACUGGGGGAAUUCCUAAGGGCUUCUGUUUUCUUUCCAAGGGCUGCUCCUGGUGCCAUGCUAACCCUCCAGUGUGGGAAGGUGGCCAAUGGACCACGAUCCAGCUGUACUGGACGUAGCCGUAGCAUUCAGUUUACAUACAGCACAACCUGUUUGCCUUACUAAAAACGCUUCUCCAAUGAGUCAUGGCCUUAUACUGGGCACGUUGGCGUAGGCACAGACUACAGUUAGCGACGGUUUUGAGGCCACGGUGGUGUUCUGUUGGGUAUUUCUUGUUGGGUUUGUAUGAUUUCAUGUACUUAUUCUCAGUUUAAGAAAGCCUUACUUUUUAAAUUUCUUUUCUCUCUCUCUCUCUCUCUCUCUGUAGAGGUAAAACGUUUGUGGAUUUAUAUAUAUAUAAAUAUAUAUAUAAAUAAAGUAAUUAAAAAAUAUUAAAUAUAAUAUAGUAUGUGCCUCAGAUUCAGGGGACAUCCUGUUGAUUGUAAAGUCAGAAGUGGCGUUGCUCCCUGGCGUCAGGAGAUCCGUCCCCUACGCCUGCAGUGGGAGAGCAGGGCAUCCCCCUGGGGGUCCUGCUCUUGGUUUGUAAAGGACUUCACCUAUUACACAGAUGCUUUGGUAACCCUCCAACUCCUCCCCCGACAAAUCCCUGCCGGCUGCCAGAAUGUGAUGUUAAAGUAAUAUGCAGACAAAGGAUGUUAUUCCUUGCUAGGUAGCUAAAACAGGCUUAUUAUUGUGAAGAGACCCAAUGGCUUGUCCAAGGUGUGACCCAGUCUGGGCAGCCAUGGUUUUAGGAUGACAGCAAAGCUGUGUCAGCAGCAAUCAUCCUGAAAAAAUAGGAUUUUAACACAAAAAGUCUUAGCAGGCACACAGGAGUCUGCUGUGUGUUUGCAGAUGUAGCUCUUUGAGCCGGUUCUACGAAAGAGUACAUUUAAAAAAACAACAACAACAACAACAAAAAAAACAAACAAAAAGAAGUGUUUGUAAAAUAGAUUGUAAUUUUUCUACGUUCUAGCAUAGCCUGUUUGGCCAAUAAAGUCGUGUUUCAAGUGCAUUGUUUAAAGCUCCUGGCUGCCCAGGCGAAUAGACUGACGUAGGAUGUUCUAGGACUGUAGAAGUGCUUUCCGGCGUGUCUGAGUUUGGUGUUUUCAAGAAAGCGAAAAGAAGAGGAUGGCCAAAUUAAAAAAAAAAAAAAAAAAAAAAAAUUAAAAAAGGACGAGAAGAAAAAUAAAAACAAAGCCUUCUGAAGCUAUGACCUGUAGUAGCCAAGUCUCGCUGGCAAAAUUGCACAAGCGCCGCGGGACGCACGUGUCCCCGGGGAGGGGCUGCCCAAGGUGCCCCCUGCGCGGGCCGGCGAGGAGGCUGCACGUUCCCACCCCCUCCAUGACUUGAUUGCACUAGAGCAGCUCAAUCUCAGGAAAUUGCUUGUUACUUUUACUGUGUAAAUAAAGCUUCCUGGUUCAAUAA
This is a messenger RNA of Pseudopipra pipra, 4930 nucleotides long. RefSeq names its product family with sequence similarity 53 member B (gene FAM53B). Gene Ontology annotation, biological process: positive regulation of canonical Wnt signaling pathway; protein import into nucleus. The record is from RefSeq and is a predicted model, not a curated record. Gene Ontology annotation, cellular component: nucleus. The transcript has 5 exons. NCBI's taxonomy places the organism in Eukaryota, Metazoa, Chordata, Aves, Passeriformes, Pipridae. Bases 311 to 1486 code for a protein of 391 amino acids.